CGUGUGAGAAGCAGGUGGCCGGAUCUUUGGUCUGGACCGGAACUGCCACGGAUGCCUGCCUCCGUGUUUCGAAUCAUGUUACAAACGUCGAUCAUCAGUAGUUGCCGGAAAACAAGGCAACUUUUUUUUUUUAAAAAAAUAGAAAUGCUGCUUGAAACAAGUAACAAACUUCAAUGUCGACGCUGUGUAUUUAGUUUGUCGCCAUCGUGCCUGUUUGCCCUCGAUGUUCAAUUUCGUUUCCUUAAAGGGUCCCGGCAGUCGGCUCACGGAGUGAUGUGUGGGGAUUUAUAGACUGCAAGGCGGUUGUGUGCACUGUGCAGUUUUUUUUGCAGUCGUCACGUGCGAAUUGCGUAGUGUUGCUUGCCAUCAUAUCUGACAGGCGUUCACCUGACAACUCCUCUCCCAGCACAUCCAACUCUCUGUGGUUUGAAGGCACACUCGACAGCACAAUGGCUUCGAAGUCUGAGUACAGUGGCAGAUGCCACGUGGCCGGUGAAGAUGUCAAACUGUGUCGUGCAGGCAUUGACGACUUGCCUGACGAGAUACUGGUAACGAUUUUCUCACACGUAUCUUUCAGUGACCUACUGGAUGUGGUACAGAAAGUGUGCCACCGUUGGAGAAGGCUGUCACAAGAGAUGGAGUUGUGGGCUGACAAGGAUUACCAUGUAGGGAUCCCGAGCCAUUGCAACUCGAAGAACUGUAAGGGUAGUGUGACAGAGCUGGAGGCAAUACAGAUCUUCCAAAAUGCCCCAAACCUGUGUAAAGUAUGCAUAUGGCACGAUGUCAGCCCCCGUCUCUUCCGUACGCUCUCUGAAAAAUGCCGAAGACUCAAAGAGCUGCGCUUGCGUAGCAGUCAGAAGCCUAGCUACUCGAUGCUGAAGAACUUGGUCGAGAAGUGCUCCAGUCUACAGAUGAUGCGGAUAUCAGACAAUCUGCUGAGAUCUGAGGAAUUUUCAGAGGCAGUGUCACGGCUACGGAACCUCCGUGUGCUGCGUCUGGACCACGACUGCACAGAGGGUACUUCUGCCUCGCAACCUUGUGUACUGCUGCGACCUUUGGCUGACGGAUGCCCGCAACUGGCUGAGAUGGACUUUGGACGGUCGUUUGCGAAUAUUGACGAAUUGAGGUAUUUUCUGAAUGCCAAGAGUAAUACCCUCAAGUCGAUACGCAUAAAGUGGACGAUGGGUGGGACAAGGUCUAUCUCACCAUUGCUGACAGUCUGCGCCAACAGCUUAGAACGUGUGCAACUCUAUGAAACCCACUUAGACCACACAGCAGUGACAGAGGCGUUUACCGCCCUGGGAAGCUUGAAGAACUUGCAGGAACUUAUGAUAACACUCCCUGAUCGACUACUGCCUGGAACAACUGCUCUAGCAUUUAAGAAUGGAGGGCUGCCAAAGCUGAGAGUGCUACAUCUACAUAAUGGGUGCAAACUGGAUGAUGACGCAGUGAUUGCCAUCAGCCACGGGUGCCCUGCUUUGCGAGAGCUGUCUAUCAAAUAUGCUGAGAAUCUGUCUGAUACUGCCUUCUCUCAGAUCUACCAUCUGGAACAUCUUGAAAUACUGGAUUUAUCGUGUUGCAGAGGGCUUGGCGAAGCCCUGUUCCCCUCCCUAGUUGGGCUACCUCGACUUAACAAGUUGCGAUUCGAAAACAUGGAUUUUGUGAAGUUGCAACCAGGUCUUAGCAGUAUCCUUGAAUUAUCGGGUUUGCACUGCCUGAUAUUUGAUUAUUGCUGUGUUACUGGAGUGCCGUUUGAUAAGUUUCCUGGAAAGCUUGUCAAUCUCAGGGAACUGGGAGUCGAAGGGUGUCGAGGUGACCCUAAAGCCGUAGAUGGCCUGACUGAGCAGAUUCCCAAUCUUAAAGUGUACGGUGUCGUUCAGGCUGUGGAAUCAGCUUUGUACAUUACAAGUGACGAGAGUGAUGUGGAAUUUGCAGAGGAGAAUGCAGUGCCUGAAAAUGCGUAUGACACAAUGGAUGACCAUUCGGAAAGUGAUAGAGGCAGUGGUGGUGAUAUUAGCAAUAGCAGUGAUAGGAUGUGAGAUAUUAGUGUUUAAGAUGAAAGCAGUAUAUCAGUUUUCAUUCUAGAUGACAUAUAAAAGUGAUACGGUGUAUCUAUAGGGAAUUAUAAGUGUAAAUACUUGUUACAUCUCAUCUGGAACAUUGUAACUGGGCCAAAAUUUAAUACUCUGUCAUUACUGGAUUGUGUGUCAUUGUGGACUGCUAAAUGCUGUCAGGCUACAAAUAAUUAAUUAUUUUUGGUAUAAUGUAGCUAAACUAGUUUUGCCGUAAUGUCAUAUCAAACAAAAACAGUUUUGAAGGGAGAUAAUUACAAAUAAUUUUGGAAAUGUGUGGAAAAAAUUUAAAACAUGUACAAUAACAUUGUUUGAAUUCUUGUCGUAACAACAAUGGAUUUGCAGUGACACUUAUCUUUAAGUGAUAUAAUGUUAGCACUGGUGAGGUAGCAAUUCUUAAAUAGCAGUGGCAGGAUUAGCAUGUCUGAUUGUGAAAAAACAAUUAAUUUAAAAUUAUUAUUAAAUGUUUGUUUUACCUGUUUGUCCCAUAGGUUUUAUUCUGGCAUAUCUUUUCACUUUUUAUUUGUAUUACA
Molecule: messenger RNA, 2605 nt
Organism: Schistocerca piceifrons (Central American locust)
Lineage: Eukaryota; Metazoa; Arthropoda; Insecta; Orthoptera; Acrididae
Product: F-box/LRR-repeat protein 7-like
Exons: 8
Coding region: 450-2039 (529 amino acids)
Molecular function (GO): protein binding
Source: RefSeq, a predicted model, not a curated record